UACAGACUUCAGUCAUAUUGAAAGAUAACAGGUUUUGUUGCUGUGUACUAUUUGUAUGUUUGAUAUAAAGUGGCUGGAUACCUUAUUUAUAGUAAUAGUUUAAUGAAGUGUUUAAACGAUAGCAGACUUUCAGAUUGAUAGACAUACAGUAUUCACUAACAAAGAAGCUUCACUACCAACUAUGAGAUCUCUACUGCUACUGAUCACAAUAACCUUGUUUCAAGGAUAUAGCUAUGGAUACAGCUACAUACCAGGCCAUGAUGGUUGCAAUCAACCAGGGACGCUUAGACUAGACAACCAGGGAACUAUGAACACUAGAUCAGGAGCAGUACAAGUCUGUACAGCAUGGGAAGGUGGAAGGCAACAGUGGACAUAUAUCAGUGCGGAUUACUGGACAAACACAACAGCCAAAAAAGCAUGCCAGCAACUGGGUCUGGGGUACUCAAGUGUAACUCUACGAAUAGUACUUUUGAGAAACAUUACAUUUAAAAGACAACUUAGAGAUUGCUGCUGUAUUGAGCAGGAUAAUCAGAUUUCAGAUUGUUUAACUCCGAAUGCUUAUGCCUCAAGUAUGGUAGCAUACCUCAAUUGUGGGGAUAACUGCAAAGAAAACAGUAUACGAUUGGUAAACGGACCAUCAAGCAGAAAUGGAACAGUUGAAUUCUGUCGCUCAAACCAAUGGAGGAGAAUUUGCAGCAGAGUAGCUGAUUUAAAGAAAAAUGCUAAAGUGGUUUGUAGACAAUUGGGGUAUCCAGUCAAUGGUGCUUCUGGGGUAAAUGUAGUGACCAGGCUAAGACCAGUAAAUGAAUGUUAUUCUUGCAUAGGAAACGAGAUUUCCUUUAGCGAAUGCUUGCGACGAGGAAAUCAAUAUUGGACAUUUAAAGUGGGAUGCAGAUCACAUGAGCAAGUAGUUCGUGAUAAUGCGACAAUAUCUACGGACAAUGACGGAAGCUGCUCAACAAAUGUGUGUAACUGUGAGACUGACAGUCGACCAGAACCUGCAACUAUAACAAUGGAUACUACAAAUGAGCAGGAGCCGCUAUCCACUGACCAGAGCACAGGCAGGCAGCGUGAAUCAGACACUAUAAGCCCCUGGGUCAUAACAGGAGUAUUGGCUGUAGUGUUACAGGUCACCAUCAUUGGGUGGAUUGUGUCAUGCAUCUGCUUGAGCAAAAAGCAAAGGAAAGGUCACCCUGAUCAAACACCGAGCACCAGAGACGAGCAAUCUCUCAACAACCCAGUGUAUGAUGGUAGCACCACUGUCCCACACACCACGUACAGCUCUCAUGGACCCUCCUAUGAGGUCAUUGAUACUAACGAGGGGGCGGGGCAUAGCUAUGAUGUCAUCGGUCAUAGGGGUGCAGCUAGACCACACCCACCCACCACACACCCUGUGUCCAACGAGGAGUACAGUACGCUAGACACCAGCAGAGAGAAUGAGUAUCACACACUAGAGAGCAAUACUGGAGAUGGUCAAUAUUCAAUGGUUGGACACACUGACCCCCAAGAUUACGAGGUGCCUGCCCCCCCCCCCCUCAGGGGGAAAAGUACUCUACACUGAAGCAUUGAUAGCCUACGCAAACAUCAACAAGUAUAAAUGAACAAUAAUUCUGAUGUAUCAAUGUGUUUAACACUAUAAUUAUAGUUCUACUAUAUGCAAUACAAAUGGGCAAACAA
Molecule: messenger RNA, 1677 nt
Organism: Halichondria panicea
Lineage: Eukaryota; Metazoa; Porifera; Demospongiae; Suberitida; Halichondriidae
Exons: 6
Coding region: 182-1561 (459 amino acids)
Cellular component (GO): membrane
Source: RefSeq, a predicted model, not a curated record